UAACCAUGGCGAAAGCGAACUUCUUCUAUGAGAUAUUCCUAUUGCUGCUUCUCUGUAUUUCUGUUUCAAGAACAGAAGAGGAAGUUAAAAGAAUUUCAUUUGAUUAUUACCAAUGCAAUAGGAAGACUUACAUUGAUGUGACGAAAACCAAGUUUGAAGUAAACACACUGAGUCAGUCAACUGUCCUAUAUAGGGCCACGAGUUGUAACCUGACUUUUAAAACAGAAGAUGGAGAUAUCUGUAUGGACAUUAAGAACAUUAACAUAGAAGACUGCUAUGUCAAGUUAAAUGUUUUUACUGACAAUACGAGUGGACCGAAGGAGGUGUUCUCAUGCAACCCAUCACCAACAGAUUUCAUCUGCAGCCAAAGAAAACUUUUGAGAAUAGAAUUAGUUCGGAAAAAUCUGGAUGUCUAUAAUUAUGACUUCACAUUAAUUGUGAUGAGAAAGGAUGUUAUCCAACUAAGAAAAACAGAUGUCAUUUCAGAUGGCCCGAUGAAAACCAUCAUUAUAACAAUAGUCGUUAUAAUAAUUAUAAUCAUCGCGAUCGUAAUUGCUGUAUGUUAUUGCUCUAAAUGUUCCAAAGAGAAAAGAACUGUUAAUGGUACAGUUCUUCCAGUACAACAGAUCAACCACGAACAAAUUAGACCUUCAGCGCCACCUGCAAAUGAGGUUUAUGGUCCCCCAUAUUUUGAAGAUCCUUCAAUGUGUACUAUGCUACCAAAAGAAGACCCUCCACCUUAUUCUGAACAUUCUUGAAGACUAUGCAUAUAUGUUUGUGCGCCUUCUCCUCUGGCGAAAGGAUCUUUUAACACAACACAAAGACUACAGAUUCACAUUUACGAUGUUCCUUUUGCGUUUUGGGUGACUGAGUAAGGCAUUGAGAUAUAACAAAGAGGACAGGGAUGAGGAUGAUGAGGAUGAUGAUAACAAGCAGGAAGAAAUUGUAACUUGAAGAACAAUGGAGAUAACUGGGAUAUACUCUGAAAGACGAUGCGAAUGGGAUGUGUACAAGGAAUUCAUUUGGUGUUCACAGUUAUUAUAACAAGGCUGUGCUGAGACUUCACGGAGAACAAUGUCUAAAUCUAUCUAUCCAGCUAUCCGUCUAUCUACCUACCUACCUACCUACCUACCUACCUACCUACCUACCUAUCUAUCUAUCUAUCUAUCUAUCUAUCUAUCUAUCUAUCCACACAAUUUUCUCCCUAUCUAUAAACACAAA
Molecule: messenger RNA, 1221 nt
Organism: Octopus sinensis (East Asian common octopus)
Lineage: Eukaryota; Metazoa; Mollusca; Cephalopoda; Octopoda; Octopodidae
Exons: 5
Coding region: 6-758 (250 amino acids)
Source: RefSeq, a predicted model, not a curated record